GUGAAGAGCGUUUUUUGAGCGAAGUGAAUUGCUGUGAAAAUCGAGAUUUUGGCAAAAUAAGGAACCAAGAACAGCUAGGUUCUUUGUACGGGUGCCAUCGAUUCGUGGUUGGUUGCCGUCUCCGUCGUCACUGUCCCAUACCCAUCGAUUCGUGGUUGGUUGCCGUCUCCGUCGUCACUGUCCCAUACCCAUCGAUUCGUGGUUCGUUGUCGUCUCCGUCGUCACUGUCCCAUAUUCGUCGAUUCGUGGUUCGUUGCCGUCUCCAUCGUUGCUGUCCCAUACUAUGGUAACAUCUCCUAGGGGAGCUUUGAACAUAAGAAAAUCGCUCCGAAGUGCUUCACCAGGAAAGAGCUUACGUAAAGUUGCGGAAAGUACUUAGCAUGUAAGAUCGUAGAGGUGGUACCAUUUCGCGAAGGGCGUUUGUUAAUAUAAAGUUACUGAAAAUUAGUCUGUUGUCCGUUCGUCCCCUUCCUUGUUGGGUUAACUACCCAGCUGGCGCCCAAAGGACCCCCCAAUAUAAAAAAAAGCCGGAGAACGUCAAAAAUCGCCACAUAUAAAUUUGGCGCCCAAACACGUGGGGCUAUAGCAGCGCUUUUGUCAUAUCUAUUUACUGUUUGCUAUAGAGUGGGGGUUUCUAAUUUUUACUUACCCAUCCUUAUCCUUAGGACGGACAACUGAGACAUUUUUAUGUCAGUAUAGUACUCUAAUAGUAAUUCAUUUAAGUUUCCCGUCUUUUUGGAGUACUCGAUUACUGAUUCAAAAUGAAUUCGAUUUUUGAUAUGGAAACAAAUUAUUUGAAAGCGUCGGAGCUUAAUCAUGAAUUAAAAAUAAGAGGAACCGCCAACCCGGAACGGCUGGAUCAUGAUACCAAAAGAAGAUAUCUUCGAAGGAAGUUACGAGAGGACAUGAACAGGCCGAAUUUGCAAUAUAGUACACCUAAUUUCGAUUUUGAUUUAGAAAAGGCAGAAGUGGACCAGAGCAUCGCAGAACUACGCACAAUGUUAAGUGUGUAUGACGGGAUAAAUACGGAUAUGGACAAACGAAUUCAAACCAAGGUCAACCAUUUGAUGGGUCGCAUUCGUCGAUUCGAGGUCGGUGAAGAUAAGGAUGACCAGAAGGCGUACAAGGAGGAUAAUCUUAUUCUAGUAGAGUCCUUGGAGGAGAUGCGCUUACAAAUAAUGGAGCAGGUCAGCGAUGUUGACAGAGUUGUAAGGACUGUAGGUAGGACAGACAAUUCGUCGAGAGCUGUGGAGACGGUAAAAAGUAUGCCUGUGUACAAAUGGGGUAUUGUUUAUGACGGUAGAUCGACCCAGGAGUCAGUCAGUUCAUUCUUACAGAGAAUUGAGGAGCUAAGGAUUGCACGCGGUACAUCGAAAGAAGAAUUAUUUAGAUCUGCUGUGGACUUAUUCCAAGGGCAAGCUUUAGUUUGGUACCGAUCUGUACGGGGUUCAAUUAAUUCCUGGGAGGAAUUAGUCGCUGCGUUGAGAAGAGAUUUUCUUCCUUCGGACUUUGAUGAUGACCUAUGGAGAGAGAUUCGAAACCGUACUCAGGGGCAACAAGAACGAGUAACGAUAUAUAUCGCUUAUAUGCAGAAUUUAUUUGGCCGGUUAUCAGAAGUUCCUACAGAGGAUGUUCAGCUUAAGACCAUAAGAAGAAAUUUAUUGCCAGCAUUUCAAGAUCACUUAGCACUAAUGUCCAUUCAGUGUGUUCGUCAGUUAGCAGACAUUUGCCGUACUCUAGAAAGUUCUUUCGAGCAACAAAGGCGAUUUCAACCACCACCUAGACGCUCUGUUGCCUUGCUAGAACCUGAUUUGGCGUAUAACUUAGUUGAAGCUCCACAUGCCGGUCCUUCUAACAGCUCACGUCGUGCCAGCGUCGCCGCAGUUUCAGACAUUACCUGUUAUAAUUGUAGAAAAACGGGACACAUUUCACGCAACUGUCCAAGUCGUCGCCAACGUCCAAUUUGCAGAGGAUGUGGUAGACCAGGUUUUAUUAGACCAAACUGCCCCUCUUGUUCAAAAAACUAG
Molecule: messenger RNA, 2027 nt
Organism: Zophobas morio
Lineage: Eukaryota; Metazoa; Arthropoda; Insecta; Coleoptera; Tenebrionidae
Exons: 2
Coding region: 762-2027 (421 amino acids)
Molecular function (GO): zinc ion binding; nucleic acid binding
Source: RefSeq, a predicted model, not a curated record